GCGCCUUUGAUACGAGCAACGAGGUGUUUCCCGGCUUCUGGAUGAGAGCACGAGUGAAUGCGAGAGGCUCGAUCACUUCGCCGUCGCACCUUGCUCUGCAGUGCGAGGUUAUGCGACGGGCAGGCGGCAGGCGCGACCGCGUGUGCGUGCCUUCCAUCCAUAAAGUACCCUGCUGCUAUCCAUCCGCACAGCCUUGAAACAAGAUCGUCGGCUCCGGGUCACAACCUCGUCUGCGACUCCCGCCCCGAUUCUGCGACGCCUUGGCAGCAACGCUGCUCCACGAACAUGGCCAACCAUCACCCUCCCUCCGUCCCAGCUGCCGCAGUGCUCCGCCCUCGGCCCUUGCGCUGCCCGGCCGGGGUUUUUGUUUCCAUCGUCAGCUGCGCGUGUCUCUCCUCCCUUGGCCAGCCUCUUAGACCUACACCUGCUCGCCUUCUGGUGUCUGCCCUUUGUUUCACGCCGGCCUCUUCCCUUCAUUUCUCCUCUUCGUUGUUCCCGGUGACGACGACAUUCUCUUCUUGACCAAGGCCCUGGUGGCAUCGUUUCCCGGACCGCAUCCGUAAUUCUCCUUCCGAUCGUUCGCAACCGUGCUUGCUUGUCGAGCACACAAAGUCAUUCUUUUAGCAGUUCCGCCACUUUCGAUCAUACACGGCCGCCAGACGGCAUCAUCCUGACAGACAUAGACACGGCGCCAAGUACCAA
This is a messenger RNA of Microdochium trichocladiopsis, 702 nucleotides long. RefSeq lists its product as uncharacterized. Lineage: Eukaryota; Fungi; Ascomycota; Sordariomycetes; Xylariales; Microdochiaceae. The transcript has a single exon. The record is from RefSeq and is a predicted model, not a curated record. Bases 58 to 522 code for a protein of 154 amino acids.